AAUAUAUAUAUUUUGUUAUUGAAGCAGAUAAUAGAUGCUUUAUAUGCAGUAGAUGUUCUGCAAUAAAUAUUAUCAGAAAUUGUUGGGGAAUUAGUACAAUGUAAGGCAUGCGAUUCAACUAGAGGAGGUGUGAAUUUUGGUUGGUUCAUGUAAUCAAAAUUGCAUUAUUUAUAAUGGAAUGACGAGACUGUGAUAAAAAAAUUAAAUGUAAGGUAUGAAAGAAUGAGGAGAGAAUGAACGAAAACAUGGUCUUUUGAAAAGUCUGAUAAAAAUCUAUGAAAAAUUAAGUUGAUGAACUGUAACAAUCAUGACUUUAGUCUUCAAAUGCCACUUCUGUCUGGUUCUGGUUGCCAUAGCAACUCUGUCCGUUGCUGUCCAAGGACAAAACUUUCAAUUGAUGUUCACGAUACCUGAGGAACGCCCGAAGGAAACGUUUGUGGGAAAUGUUUUCAGCGACCAACAGUUUGUGUCACAAGUCCCUCCAGAAGAUCUCAACUCCAUCCGAUUUGGCUUUUUAAAGCAGUCUUUCAUUCAGUCCCUUUUUACGAUUCAAGAAACAUCUGGUAUCAUCUACACGGCAACAGUUCUUGACCGGGAGUCGCGCGAUGUUUGCCAGUCUCAGACAUUGUGUUCUCUGUCAUUCAGUAUUGCAGUUCGUAGUGUUCGACCUCAGAGUUCAUACUUUGCCAUCAUUACUGUGACAAUAAUCAUUGAAGAUAUUAACGAUAAUGCUCCACGCUUUCCUCAAGACGUUUUAAACCUUGACAUCUCUGAAUCGACAACCGUCGGUACCUCAUUUCAUAUUGAAAGUUCUAUUGAUUCGGAUUUUGGGAACUAUUCUGUGCAAUCAUACGAAAUUGGAAAACAAGAUGGAGACUUCAGUCUGGACAUAAUAAAAAAAUUAGAUGGCAGUUUUACCAUAAAACUGGUGCUCAAUUCACCACUGGAUCGCGAAGCCAAAGACAGGUAUAAUGUAGUUAUUAUAGCCUGGGAUGGUGGCAAUCCAAGGAAAUUUGGUGCCCUCACAGUCAACAUUACUGUAACAGAUGUGAAUGACAAUGCACCAGUAUUUCUUCAAAAUGAGUACAAUGUAACAAUACGAGAGAACGCUACGAUUGGAAUGCCUGUUCUUCGCAUAUCUGGGGUUGACCGAGAUACCGGCCUAAAUGGCCAAAUCUCUUACAGACUAAGUCAGAAUCAGCUGGAUGGAAGAGUAGAGCAGUUUUUUACAAUUGUUCCGAUGACUGGUGACAUAACACUUCUGAAGAAGCUCGUUUAUGAGGAACGUUCAUACAGGAUUAUUGCCGAAGCUAUUGACAGUGGUUCCCAACCUCAUGUGACACAGAUAAUCAUUAAUGUCCACGUUGUGAACGUAGGAAACAAUCCUCCCGUCCUUGAAAUCAAUCUGCUUGGUCAAGAGAAUUCAAGAAUUGUGAAUAUUUCUGAGGCAGCUAGUCCUGGCACGUUUGUGGCUCACAUAAACGUCUUUGACAGCGACACAGGCGAAAAUGGCCGCCUUGAGUGCGAAAUAUCUGACAGGAAAUUCGAAUUACAAAGCAUGAGUGCCAGAGGUUUCAAGGUUGUGGUGAAAGGGGCACUUGAUCGCGAAAGCCAAGAUCUGCAUCAGAUUUUGGUUAGUUGUCAUGAUUUUGGGAAGCCACCAUUGAGCGCAUCAUCUAGUUUUCUGGUUUCUGUUGAUGAUAUAAAUGACUGUGCACCAGUGUUUACCCAACCAGUUUACACAGGUACAAUUCCAGAAAACCACAAAGACUUUAGGACAUUUGUACAGAUAAUUGCCUUUGAUGAAGAUCUUGGCAAGGGAGGUGAUGUUAGAUACUACAUUGACCAGGAAAGCACUGAUAAGAAAUUCUGGAUCGAUGAAAUGGAUGGAAACUUGCGUGCAGAUCAAGAAUUUGACAGGGAAACAGACCAGAUUGUAGUUUUCAAGAUCAUUGCUAGGGAUCUUGGCCUUCCUUCAUUGUCAAACAAGGCGAUUGUCAAACUAACUAUCAGCGACAAAAAUGAUAAUGCUCCCGUUAUAAUGCAGCCAACCACAUUUAGCAUCAUGGAGAAUAAAAACUCUGACUCUUUUGUUGGAGCUUUGCUCGCAGAAGACGCGGAUGAUGGGGAAAAUGCCAGGACCAUGUUUCUUAUUCAGCCUGAAUUUGAGUUUAAUGUACCUUUUGUUGUAUUUCCUGAUGGAAAGAUCAAGACAAACAGGCAGUUGGAUAGAGAGCUGCAGAGUAAAUACGAGUUCGGAGUGGUUGUGUUUGACCAGGGAACGCCAAGGCUUAAAAGCUCUGCCAGCGUAACCGUUAUUGUGAAUGAUUCCAAUGAUAACGCCCCCAUUAUAAAAUUUCCUGUCACUAAAAACAACACGGCCAUAGUGUACAGUGAUGUCAAUCCAGGACACAAAGUGACACAGAUCUAUGCUGAUGAUUCAGAUGAUGCAUACAAUGGGAUCGUCUCGUACGAUAUUACAUCUGGAAAUAGCGAGGAUCUUUUCGUAAUUGACAAUAAGCUGGGUGGGAUUUACAUAACACGAAAAGUUUCUGUCUCCCAGAACAAGACAUACCAAUUGAAAAUCGCUGUGAAGGAUGGUGGGACUCCACAGCAUAAAACGGAAUGUGAUUUGAACAUCGUCUUGGUUAAAUCGGUCAACUCAAGCUCCACUGAAAAUGACCAAGACAGUAACACUAUGAUUGUUGUUGUAGUCGUCUCUCUGACUGCAGUCCUCUCAGUGGUCCUGAUCAUUGUAAUCUGCUUCUUGCGGAGAUUUGAUCAUCGUAGCAAGGCGCACAGAAAUCUGGACGUCGUAGCCCCGGACGAUAAGUACCCAAAGUGUUAUAUGGACAACCCGUCACGUUACUUAGGUAAUGGUCAGGACAGUCUCGAUCAUCUGACCUUGACCUAUGACCCAAUUAUGUCGCCAGUUGUGUGUAGCAAAAAGAAGGAAGUGAGCUUUGAUAUUGAUGAUUCUACAGAGCGUACCGACCUCAGGGACCACCACAAUACUACCAUGUCAACGUUCUCAAUGCCAGAGUCAGAGAAGUUACAGGGCUUAUCCACAUGUGAAGAAGGGGAGGAAUGUAGCCCAGAUCAAAAUGGCCGCCUCAACAAGAUCCAGCUCCUGCAGUACCAUCAGGCUGUUCUCGAGUCCCAGACACGGGCCUGGCUACGGACUCAAGAUGGACAUGAUGAAAGUAGCAGUUUUGAGGUUACAAUGCCAGACGAUAAAUAUAGCGAUACGUCCGAAGAAGUCACGGCCAGCGAUAGUGGCAAGGGCGGCAGUGAGGAUGACAUACCCUCCAACCACUCCAAAGACUUGAAAAACAGAGUAGCUAACACCUCGUCCCAGGUUUCAGUCAACAACAAAUUCCAGACUCACCACUAUGUCGCGCCUGAGUUUCGACGGCAAGGAAGCCUUCAGCGAAAAGCGUGUGACAUAAACUUUGGUGACAUUUGCAUGCACUCCCCUGCCAGUCCCUUGACAGAACUGCCAAACUGCCGACCUGAGAGUAGGGCGAGUCUAGCACAUUCCAUCCCUCGUCCGAAUUCGCAAGCAUCGGCUGCAUUUUACCCAAAGGAAGGUUGUGGAAACAUGACAAUAGACAGUGCUCUUGAUCAAAGUGCAUCUUGGGAUGCUGCCUCAUAUGUGUGAGACACUUACAUCUAAGAAUCAAGAAACUUUGUGACCUUUAAAGCAACUGCCAUUGUUUUCUUUAAUCGAUUUUUUUGGUGAUAUUUUGUUACGUCUGCUAUUCUAGCCCCUAUGUAUCAUGUAUGUUGAAUAACUGUUGUGUUCUUGAAGCCACAAUUUCAUUGGUCGUUCUGGUUAUAAAUUAUUGCUUACAAAUUAUAUAAUUCUUUUCAUUUUGUAAAUCUGUUGUUAGUUUUUCUCUCAUUUGAUUUAUUUUAAUUUGUAAACACUGUUAUUUUAUGUGAUACUGUGAGGGCGUUUAGACAUCUAAGGGAGAGUAUCAUUACAGAAACUGUUAAUGUGCUUCAAGAUUAAUAGCCCUUGUUUAUAUCUCUAUAGAAAAAAUAUUGUGAGGCAUUUUUGAAUUGCAAAUUGAAAAUGAAUAGCAUGUCAUAUUUAAAGUA
Molecule: messenger RNA, 4104 nt
Organism: Dreissena polymorpha
Lineage: Eukaryota; Metazoa; Mollusca; Bivalvia; Myida; Dreissenidae
Product: protocadherin gamma-B4-like
Exons: 5
Coding region: 308-3661 (1117 amino acids)
Biological process (GO): homophilic cell-cell adhesion
Cellular component (GO): plasma membrane
Molecular function (GO): calcium ion binding
Source: RefSeq, a predicted model, not a curated record